AUGUCGUCCUUGGAGCUAGCGCUAUCGGCGCACCCACUGGGUGUGUGUCCUCUGGGAAACGCAUACUUGGAAGGAGCCAAGAAUUUGCGCCCUAAGGGUCUUGGGUGCUUUGCAUAUUGGGAAGAUGCAUUUCUUGUCCAGUUCCUCAUUGAAUGGCUGGACGUACGGUCGCUUUUGGCGCUGAGUUCUGCGAGCCGCAGUUUUUAUGCGCUUGUCAAUACGCCUCAAGUGUGGCGCGAAAAGUAUAUACGUGAUAAGAGUGGAUACGUAUUAAAAUGGAAUGGAAGCUGGCGCGGCACUUAUGCUGCGACAGAGACGCAGAUGAAAGCAUGCCAAGAUGCCGCCACGGCAUGCCGCAUCCAUUUGUCGGGUGUGUACUCAGAUACCAUAUACCAAGAAUUUAUAACAGCAUCAUUUGAUCCUCGCCUCUUUAUUGAGAUGCAUGCACGGCGCGAAAUGCGCAAGCUUUCUCGUGUACGCAAAAUUGCUACAGACAUGGUACCUGAACGUCCCAGCAUACCCGAUAACAUUGAGCGUUUAGAUGCGAGAACGUGCAAUGUGUCCGAAUUUCUCACCAAAUAUUCGCAGCAGGGUCAGCCCUGCAUUUUGAUGCAUGCUACGGAGAACUGGCCUUGUCAUGCAUGGUCACUUGAUUUUAUCGAAAAGGUCUGGGCGACCCGCAUGUUUCAGGCUGAGGCUUUGCGUGUGAAUGGCGAGAAUUAUGUAUCAUAUGCGCGCUCGGUUGGUGGGGGUGGCAUGCCCGAUCCGACGUCGGGAGUUGUGCCUGACACGUCUCCCUUCUACCUAUUUGAUGCUGACGUGGCUGUGGAAGAUGCGCAGGCGGCACGCGACUGGCGAGUACCUACGCUGAUUACUCGAUAUCCUCGAUCCGAGUCAUUGGUGGACGAAGAGGCGAACGAUGAGCAGAUUCGUGCGGAUCUUUUUUGUCUCUUUGGCAACGCGCGCCCGGAUUAUCGUUGGCUUAUUGCUGGUCCUAAACGAAGUGGCAGUUGCUGGCAUAAAGACCCGAACAUGACAUCUGCGUGGAAUGCCGUAAUGCAAGGGUCGAAAUAUUGGAUGCUUCUGCCACCCAAAACGGUACCGCCUGGUGUAUAUGUCACAGAGGAUGAGUCCGAGGUCACGGCACCGGCAAGUCUUAGCGAGUGGAUGCUCGAUUUCUACGCAGAGACUAAGGCCAAGCAUGGACGUCGCGAGUGCGGUGGAGAUGGCCAAUUGGUAGAAGCGGUGUGCCACGAAGGCGAGGUGAUGUACGUGCCAAGUGGAUGGUGGCAUCUCGUUGUCAACCUGGACGACUCGGUGGCGUUAACGCAAAACUUUGUCAGUGUCACUGAAUUACCCGACGUCUUGUCCUUUAUGAAGUAUACACCCGACCAGAUCAGUGGCUUUCGCAAAGAUGUGGCAAAGACCUCGGUAUUCGAGCAGUUUGUCGAAAAACUGCGAUCGUAUGAUCAAGACCUUACCAACGAUGCAUUAGCGCGUAUGCCGUCACGGAAAGUACGCAAGCCAGCGGAACCAACGCGUGAUUGGCGUGAACGAUUGUGCGAGGAAAGCGAAACAAUGUGUACUUUUAGUUCUCUGGUGGAUGAUGCCGAGUUGGGUGAGACGCCAUGGUAG
This is a messenger RNA of Malassezia restricta, 1635 nucleotides long. RefSeq names its product F-box domain protein. Bases 1 to 1635 code for a protein of 544 amino acids. The record is from RefSeq and is a predicted model, not a curated record. Gene Ontology annotation, molecular function: protein binding; cis-regulatory region sequence-specific DNA binding. The transcript has a single exon. Gene Ontology annotation, cellular component: nucleus. Lineage: Eukaryota; Fungi; Basidiomycota; Malasseziomycetes; Malasseziales; Malasseziaceae.